CCAGUACUACUUCCACUUCAACACACAAAAAAAGACAAGUCAGCCGCUCGGGCUCGACUGUCAAAAAAAAGUGUUACGAAUUUGUUGGUGAUUCGUAAUCGCAAGUUAGUUUUCUUUAUCGUCAUCGUCGCUAUAAAUUUAAUUUCUGUUUUGUUAAUUUCAUUUAAUAUUAAUUCAUUCAUAUCUUGCCGUCUAAUAAAUAUUUCAAUGUGAUUUUCUUUUAUCGAUGAGUAAAAGUAUUUUCAAUCCUAUUCGCGAACGCGACACCAAUCAAAGUCCCUUUCUAGAAAAAUGCUUCUACAAAGAAUAAAAAUUAAUUUGCAUAUAAAUUUGUAGAUAAAAAAAAGAAUACAAAUUCCGGAAUUCCUUUGCGUGAGUUUCCUCGCUCGCGAUUUCGGUUUCUUUGCCAAUUUCCACAAAAGAAAGAAGCAUUUCAAUUUCCUUUCCGAUUUAUUCGUCUAUAAUUUAUUAUCCUUUUGUGCGUUUCAAAAUAUAAUAAGUUUUGUUUAUAUUCUAUUUUCUCAAAUUGAGUUGUGUAAAGAAAUAAAUAAAAAUAAGUGAUUUGCAAAAUUUCGCAUUUCAAUUAAAAAUCAUCGACGAAAAUGGAUACAUCAACUAACAUGCAGUCACAAACUGCAGCCACUUCACCCUCUUCACCAGGAGCAGGAAAUUAUAAUGGUACAGCUCCACCAGGCCAAGACGAUAGUUCCCAAAAGAUGGAUGCGCCUCAAGAGGAUUCAAAGUUCAAAGACUCUGAAGAAGAUGCUCGAUUAAAUGUUGACAUAAAUAUGCUCACAAUUGAAGAUUCAACUCUAGAAAAAGUUCCAAUUCAUCUGGAAAAUCUAUUACGUUCAUUGGAUGUUGAAAAAUCUACACCUGCUGAUUUGCUGUUUGCCAUCAUCUACGGUGUUGCCUUAGAAUGUUCCUUUGGGGCUGUGAAUGAAGUCCAGAAAUUAUCAGAUCAUCCCAUCCUUACAAGCGUAUCAAUUCAGGAACCAUUCCAAAGUAAAUGUGUGGCAUUAUUGUCGACGACCAUGCCAUCAGGAAUUUAUGAUGCCAAUAGUAUGUCCUACAAUCUACGGAUGCAACUUUACUUUGAUCAAACUGAAACACACAAUUUACUGAUGACCGGUGUUGUUACUGGCGAUUUACUCAUACUCACUCUGACUCCAGAUUGCAGAAAUGGAGAUGGUGCAGCUGUAGGCAAGAGCAUUUGCCUUUCAAUUGGUCGUUAUGUCCUCAAUGCCAAAGGACGACCAUUUCCAAGUCGAUUCAGAAAACUACCAGAGCUCUCGUAUAAACUACGCGAACAAGUAUUGGGUCCAGUUCGAAAGCAAUUGAUACAGCGUGAUGGCUUUGUUAUUCUUUAUCCAUGCCUUGAGGGUUUGCCAGAGGAAUUGUAUCCAUAUUUGUAUGUUUAUUUGAAUCGAAAUAGUUUAAAUAAAUUGGCAAAUGUUUCUAAAAGACUGUUAGGCACUGUUUCAUAUUACAAUGUUCAUAGAAAGGGUUUAUUAAAUAGAAAAAAAUAAGAGUUAAAAACUGCAUUUUAUAUUAAAUUAUGAUCGUAAUGGUUAAAUAAAUAUGAGAAGAAAUAUUUUUGGUACAUGGAA
This is a messenger RNA of Eupeodes corollae, 1610 nucleotides long. RefSeq names its product protein nutcracker. The transcript is spliced from 2 exons. The record is from RefSeq and is a predicted model, not a curated record. The coding region runs from base 603 to 1529 and encodes 308 amino acids. Lineage: Eukaryota; Metazoa; Arthropoda; Insecta; Diptera; Syrphidae.